AUUAUCAUAUCUAUGGUCCUUUUAUUGGUCCUCCCUGACCUUUGUUUAACCUUGACCCCUUUCUGCUAUCCUGAAGACUCCUGUUUUCCAAGCAUCAGCGUCAUCCAAGCGUUUUCUUCUUCCCUUCCUAACGGAUCAGUUGUAUUUCCUUCUGACAAUAAAACCUACACUAACGUCACAUUGAUGCACAACCUCAUCAGGACUAGUUACCCUUUCGCGGUUGUCAUGGCUAUGUCACGUGACGAUGUCAAAGACACCAUCGCCUUCGCCAGACAAUAUAAUCUGCGAGUGACUGUUCUGGGUACUGGACACGACUUCAAUGGUCGUUCUACGGGGAAUGGCACAUUACAGAUAAAUCUAAGUUUGAUGAAGGGCAGAGAAGUGGAUCUAGAUUCCUGGAGACAUGAAAACGGGACAAUUACCGUGGGACCUGGAAACCAAUGGAUUGAUGUCUAUAGAGAAGUAGACAAGUACGGGAGGGUGAUUGUCGGUGGCAGUGCCCACACCGUUGGUAUGGGCGGAUACACUCUAGGAGGGGGACACAGUCCAAUCUGUCGAUUCUAUGGAAUGGCUGUUGAUAAUUUACUGGAGGUAGAAAUGAUCAUGGCGGACGGUAGAAUCGUCACAACGACAAAAGACUACGUACAUACCAUUUACAACAACGGAAGCACGUCUAACGUUAGUGACAGUGAAUUCUUCUGGGCCAUUGCCGGCGGAGGGGGUGGUACAUUUGGAGUGACCACCAGAUUAUUAUUCAAACUCCAUAUGCCACCAGAGAAAGUCGUGAAACUAAUCAUAAUUUAUCCAAUGUAUACAGUUUAUGGUGAAGACGUCCUUUCCCAAGUGUUUGAUAAAAUCAGAGAGUUAUUCACUGAUGACCUACCAAAUGAAUGGGGAGGAUAUUUAAUCUUUGACGGCAAUACCGAUGAGUACUUUUCCAAAGGACACCUGACCUUUGUUUUGAAUCAUCUGGGAUCAAACACAACGUCAUCUUACAAAUACCUCGAAAGUCUCAUAGGAUUUCUACCAACAAAGAGAUAUUUUAGUGUCACGGAGUACCAAGCCUUUUUGGAGUAUGAAGAAACAAUAAACGACCAGCUGUAUUAUUUUACCUUCGUUUAUAACUCUCUGAUCCCUUCUUCUAAUUUGACAGAAGAGUUUAGAGAUUAUAUAAGACAAACUGUUUUAACCCAGCCCACUCCGAAUUCUGGCUCUGUAUAUACCGCCACCCUAAUUGGAGGGAAAAUGCGUGAGAUAAGACCGGAAGUUACAUCUGUCCAUCCUGGUUUCAGAGACACUCUCCUUUCUAUGUCAGGUGGUGUGGGAUUCGGACUUCCUGGGAUACCAGAAAUCGAGAAAAUUUUCUACAAGACUAUGGAAAGAAAUAUCGAAUUCGCCAAAUUUGGUAAUGGGAUGUAUCCAAACGAGGCAGCUCAGGCCACCCCUAACUGGCAGACAAACUUCUGGGGAACUAACUACAACCGUUUGUACCGAAUCAAACUCCGAGAAGACCCUGACGGUUUCUUCACAUGUGAUCAGUGCGUGGGGUCAGAAUUCAGAAAUCAAUUAGAAUUGAAAACAUCCACAUCACCAUCAUCAUCAUUAACAUCAGACGUGACAUCAGCAGUUUUCUCGACAGCUUCAUCAUCGACAUCAUCUUCACGGUCAUCGUCCUUGUCAGCUGAUUCAUCGUCAUCGCUCUCAUCAACUACGAUGACAGAUUUCCAAACAGCUUCUUCUUUAUCUACCUUAAACAAUCAAAUCUCUCAUGCUUCAACUACAUCCAAGUUAUCAAUUUUGAAUUUUUUCUGUUGUUUCUUUAUUCUAUGUGCAUACCAAAACUGACAGUUUUAGUUGUUAAUUUUUUAAUUAGAACUAUGAAAUUGACGUUUCAUCGGGUACGGUACAGGAGAUUCUUUUUAAGUGUUGUGCAAUAAUAAAUGAAUUUUUAGUGUUGAACAUUUACACAUAAGUAUAUACAAGUACAUACAAGCAGUAUAUCCGUAUAAAUCUGUAAAAAAAGACUGUUUUACAAUAUGUUAAUAAUAUAUACAAGUAUUCUUUUUAUGUAUCUUUAAACUUAAUAAAAUGACAUUAUUCUCUAAUACAAAUGAAUUUCUUUGGUAUGUAAUUUAGAUAUGCAGCACUGAUUACACGGGUCUUUUUUAAAAUGAAAAUUUAUAUUAUUUACAGUUUAAAUCCGUUAUAGCUUCCUUGAGCGGUUAGGACUGGUGCACAGCCUACUCCACUAGGUAAGAUUUGUAGUCUUUGUUGGUGUGUCUGUCCCUGAGACAUAUAUUUACCUUAAUCUGAUUUAUCUCCAUAAUGUGACUUUGUGCUGCACGGCUGUGAUGUGAUUCUAGGUUUAUAGUGCUGUUUAUGUUUC
Molecule: messenger RNA, 2386 nt
Organism: Saccostrea cuccullata (small rock oyster)
Lineage: Eukaryota; Metazoa; Mollusca; Bivalvia; Ostreida; Ostreidae
Exons: 4
Coding region: 13-1845 (610 amino acids)
Molecular function (GO): oxidoreductase activity; FAD binding
Source: RefSeq, a predicted model, not a curated record